CAAAUCUGAAGAAGCUACAAUAGCUAGUUGAAGCAUCCCUUGCGUUAAUGGUGGAUUGUUAGAUUUGAUUUGAUUUUAGGAACAACUUAUCGAUCCCUCAAUCUGGUAUGAACAGAUCGAGGGCGUGGUCUAUUUGAUUUGAACUGAAUUUCGGAUUGAAGGAUCUCAUUUUCUUGGAGCAUUAAAGCAGAAAUUUUCUUGCAUCCUAUUCUGUUUUACCUAAAACAUGUGGAGAUUUAAGCCAUUCAGUCACAAAGAGCAGACUGGUCUUGAAGGCCGCACUAUAGAUGUUGGCAAUCUUAAAAUACAUGUCAUUAAGGCCAUUGCCGAAGGAGGGUUCUCUUGUGUCUACCUAGCUCGAGAUGCUGUACAUAUGUCAAAGCAAUAUGCUUUGAAGCACAUGAUAUGCAAUGACGAAGAAUCACUUGGAUUGGUAAAGAAGGAGAUAUCUGUGAUGAAGGUGCUGGCAGGACAUCCCAAUGUUGUCACACUUCAUGCACAUGCCAUCUUCGAUAUGGGUAGGACAAAAGAAGCAUUCCUUGUGAUGGAGUUUUGUGAGAGGUCUCUGGUUAAUGUGCUAGAGAGCCGAGGAGCUGGUUAUUUUGACGAGAAACAGGUGCUUUUGAUAUUCAGGGAUGUGUGUAAUGCAGUUCUUGCCAUGCACUGCCAGUCCCCACCUAUUGCACACCGAGACUUGAAAGCAGAGAAUCUUUUAUUAGGUUCAGAUGGCUUAUGGAAGUUAUGUGAUUUUGGAAGCACUUCCACCAAUCACAAACGUUUUGAAAAGCCAGAAGAAAUGGGGAUUGAGGAAGACAAUAUCAGGAAGUACACAACCCCUGCCUACAGGGCCCCCGAGAUGUGGGAUCUGUUCUUGAGAGAAGUUAUUAAUGAGAAGGUGGACAUAUGGGCUCUUGGGUGUCUCCUUUUUCGCAUAUGCUACUUCAAAAGUGCUUUUGAUGGGGAGUCAAAGCUCCAAGUCUUAAAUGGAAACUACCGCAUUCCUGAAUUACCAAAAUACAAUUCACCUGUCACGGACUUGAUAAGAGACAUGCUCCAAGCUAGACCAGAUAACAGACCAGAUAUCACGCAGGUCUGGUUUCGUGUUAAUGAGCAACUACCUAUUAAUUUACAGAAGUCAUUACCUGACAGACCACCUGAAUUGCCCUCAUCCAACGAUCAUGAAGGUGUGUCAAUGCCCUCAAACAGAUCACCUCCAAUGCCUCGUAGGAACCCACCUCCUCCACCUUCAUCUGGAGAACCCAAAACUUCACCACAGCCAUCCCCUGCUUCUAGGGGAGGGGGAAGUGGGGGUGCACUUGGUGCUUUCUGGUCCACUCAGCAUGCGAAGGAAUCACUUGUUGCUGAGGAUAAGAGCAAACCCAUUUUUGAUGAAGAACCAUCUAGCCACCAUUUUUCACUGAAACAUGAUAGAAUUCGUCCUGAAAACGAUCAAUUACCCAAAAAUGAUGGUCCUAACAAAGUGGUUAACACGCAAACUCAUACUGUGAAAAGCAGUACACAUGGAAAAUUACCCAAGCCUGAUACGGCACCCUCCAAGGAUUUUGAAUUAAAUUUGUUUGAGGAUAAAGAUCGUGUAGGUGAGAGUACAACUAACUUUCAAAACCAGGCUUUUAACACUUUUGUUGCUGAAUUCGAUGCCACUAAGCUCAACCCUGGACUUAAUAACAAACCUGAAAGGGAACAAGCAUUAGAGGCUGAGGUGGAGAUACUCAAAGAGAAGCUGAAGGAAGCUAAUUUGGAAAAAGCUGAAAUAACAUCAAAGUACGAAAAGCUUUCUGCUAUCUGCCGAUCACAAAGGCAAGAAUUGCAGGAUCUCAAGCAAGCACUCGCAGCUAGGACUCCUUCACCAAGUAGAGAGGGUUUGAAAAUCUCUCCCGCAGUUACAUCGUCUGCAUCUGCAUCUGCAUCUUCGGAUAAGUCAUGGCAAGCUUUUCCAGAGGAACCGCAACAACAAAGGUCUCUUUCAGCCGAGAAUACCUCCAAAUCUGUCAGGGUGAAAAAUGGUCAGCAGAACAAGCAACCUGUUCCUCUAGCUACUGAUUUUGAUUCAUGGGGUUUUGGAACAGAUAGCUUCAGUGCUGUACCUGCAGGCAGCCCACAGAUGCAAAGACCUAGCAGUGCAGGAACAAAGUCUCAGGCUUUUGGUGAGGCAAACAAGUCAACUUCUCAACCAGCUGGAUGGGCUGGUUUUUAACUGAGGGAAAAGUUUCUGAAGGAUCUAUACUGUGUGAUUGUUCUGAGACUUUUUUUUGUGUCCUACAUGGAGAAGUAAAAUGAAUGCAAACUAUUAUAUAUAUCCUGUAUGUUAAAUUCAUGUUGUUGAGUUUGUUUUCUUUUGUGGGUCAUGCUUUCAAAUGGUACAUGCUUCUUUGGACUAAAACCAAAGAUUGUGGCAUUGCUUUCAAAUCGUUUUCUUUUGUGGGUCGUGCUUUCAAAUGGUACAUGUUGUUGAGUGACGGUAUUCAUUUCCAUUUUGCAAGAUUGUGGCAUUGCUUUUUAUCAUAUGUUUCUGUUAAUUGGCUA
This is a messenger RNA of Glycine soja, 2544 nucleotides long. RefSeq names its product probable serine/threonine-protein kinase DDB_G0280111. Bases 227 to 2215 code for a protein of 662 amino acids. Gene Ontology annotation, biological process: protein phosphorylation. Gene Ontology annotation, molecular function: protein serine/threonine kinase activity; ATP binding. The record is from RefSeq and is a predicted model, not a curated record. NCBI's taxonomy places the organism in Eukaryota, Viridiplantae, Streptophyta, Magnoliopsida, Fabales, Fabaceae. Gene Ontology annotation, cellular component: cytoplasm. The transcript has 9 exons.